UGGCUGACAGCGCUCUCUCUCUCCACCUCCACCAACACACACGCGCCACUUACCAGCACCUCUCUCUUCCUUCUCCCCCACCUCCUCCUUUCUCUCUCUCUCCCGUUCUCUUUGAGUGAGCGAGAGAUCUCCCGAAACCUGAGCGAGGCGGUCCCGGAGACACCAGAGAGGCGAUAUCCUCGUAAAGCGCAACAUGGCUACAAUUGCAACCUCCACCAGGUUUACAGACGAAUAUCAGCUGUACGAAGAGCUCGGAAAGGGUGCCUUUUCUGUUGUUCGGCGAUGCGUAAAGAAAUCAACCGGCCAGGAAUAUGCUGCUAAGAUCAUCAACACAAAAAAGCUGUCAGCAAGAGAUCAUCAGAAGCUAGAAAGAGAGGCCCGGAUCUGCCGUCUGCUCAAGCAUCCCAACAUAGUACGUCUCCAUGACAGUAUCGCAGAAGAAGGCUUUCAUUACCUGGUCUUUGACCUUGUGACUGGUGGAGAACUGUUCGAAGACAUUGUCGCAAGAGAAUAUUACAGUGAAGCAGAUGCAAGUCAUUGCAUCAAUCAGAUCCUGGAAAGCGUCAGCCACAUCCACCAGCAUGACAUUGUGCACAGGGACCUCAAGCCAGAGAACCUGCUGUUGGCCAGUAAGAUGAAGGGGGCGGCAGUGAAGUUGGCUGAUUUUGGCCUUGCCAUCGAGGUGCAGGGAGAUCAGCAGGCCUGGUUCGGUUUUGCCGGCACCCCUGGAUACCUCUCCCCUGAAGUCCUGAGAAAGGACCCCUAUGGCAAACCAGUGGAUAUCUGGGCCUGUGGUGUGAUCUUGUAUAUCCUGCUGGUGGGUUACCCUCCUUUCUGGGACGAGGACCAGCACAAACUGUAUCAGCAGAUCAAGGCUGGAGCCUAUGACUUUCCCUCUCCAGAGUGGGACACUGUUACCCCGGAGGCCAAAAACCUCAUCAACCAGAUGUUGACCAUCAACCCAGCGAAGAGGAUCACGGCUGACCAAGCGCUCAAACAUCCAUGGGUCUGCCAACGCUCCACUGUUGCCUCCAUGAUGCAUCGUCAAGAAACCGUUGAGUGUCUGCGCAAGUUCAACGCCCGCAGAAAACUAAAGGGGGCAAUUUUGACCACCAUGCUGGUGUCCAGGAACUUCUCAGUGGGUCGGCAGCACACCACCCCCGCCACCCCCACCACCAGCACAGCUGCACUGGCACAAGAAGCUUGCAAAAGUUUAUUGAACAAGAAGUCCGAUGGCGUGAAGCCACAGACAAACAACAACAAAAACAGUGUAGUAAGCAGCAGCACCAAAGACAGCAGCAUAUCAUCCACUGCACCAAUGGAACCACAGACCACUGUCGUGCACAAUCCAGCCGAUGGCAUCAAGGGGUCUACAGAGAGCUGUAACACCACAGAAGAGGAGGACAUGAAAGGUAGGAAAGUAUCGGUGGGCGGGGCUAGCAAUGACAGUGCAGUGGUGAGCCAGUGCAGUGCCUCCGAGGAGCCAGCUCCUCAGCCCGAGGCCUCUCCCCCCUGCCCACCACCCACCGAUCCACCACAUGAUGUUAAGAAUGUUGCUUGGAACAGUUCAGGUCAGAGCUCCUGUCCUGAUUUAGAGCCUGCUGUACCUGCUCCAGCCUCCACAACUCCAGGGGGCAGCAGCGUGCACAGGCAGCAGUCACGAAAGCAGGAGAUCAUUAAAAUCACGGAGCAGCUGAUUGAGGCCAUCAACAACGGAGAUUUUGAAGCUUACACGAGGAUCUGUGACCCUGGCCUGACCUCUUUUGAGCCUGAGGCACUUGGAAACCUGGUUGAGGGAAUGGACUUCCAUAAGUUCUACUUUGAGAAUUUGCUGAGUAAGAACAGUAAGCCUGUGCACACAACCAUCCUAAAUCCUCACGUGCACCUGAUUGGAGAGGACGCCGCCUGCAUCGCCUAUAUCCGGCUGACGCAGUACAUGGACAGCCAGGGCCGUCCACGCAGCAGCCAGUCGGAGGAGACACGUGUGUGGCACCGCCGAGAUGCCAAGUGGCUCAACAUCCACUUCCACUGCUCUGGAGCGCCUGCUGCACCUCUACAGUGAACCACACAGGGCAAAGCAUGCCUGAAUACUAAAGCUGAUUGGAGCAUUUCUUCUCCGUGCACGUCUUGCCGCCUGGAGCCCGGCCAGAAGAGAACCUCUUGAAGUUUUGAAACGCGAGGGAAAAAAUUGACACAACUAAGAAAUAUAUUUAAAAGUGGCCACCACUUCAGUCCAACUCUAGCUAGAUGUGGGGCGGGCGGCCACGGCAGCAGCCCUGCCUUCUGGAUGCUGCAUGCUUCUAAUGCCCACACGGGGCGCUGUAUUGUCUUUACCCAUAGUCCCAUAAUGUCUGCUGCCCAACAUUCGGAAAUGGUGUUUAAAGUAUUAAUAAUAUAUUGUAAAAUAUUGAGAUCUUCACUUGUGUAAUUAACAGCUGGUAGAGAUGAAAGUAAGAAUCAGAAAUGUGAAUCUUCGAAAAGCACACGCCGUUUUAAGGGGAAAUGGUGUGAGUUUAUUAUGUUUCAGAAAACAUUUUUUUCUGUCUAGUUUUUCUUUUUUAAGCAAAGAAUGUGACGGCAUGGCAUAUCAGAGGGAGCAAAAAAUGUAUCAGACGUUGAAGCACCAAAGUGUAGACUCUAGAUGUUGAGAAGAGGAUGUUUUAAUGUUGCUUUUAUUUUCUUUCGAAUUAAGGAACAGGGUCGGGGACGAUUUUUUUCUGGCUUUCUGUCGUGUUUUUGUGUAUCUCUUGGUUUUUAUCUCCUGAAUGAUGCUGUAUUUGAAAGUAUUUUGUGUUUUCAAGACUAUUGUUUUAAAGUGGCACACGAUUUAAUAUAGUUGUGCAUAAAUAGAUAUUUAUAAAAAGAAAGGACAAAACAGUUUGUGGUGUCCGGCGGGGGAAAAAAAAGGGGUGGGGAGAUGUGUGUGUUUGAGUGUUUGUGUACGUACAAAUGUUUUUUCUUGGGUUCAAUAUGCUUGUUGCUGCGUAGUGUUUUGCGUAAAUCUUCUUUACACACUUCCACAUGAGGCCUAAACUCAAGUUGGGUUGGUUUAACUUGCCUUCCUGUACGUUUGCACCCAUAACCACCCGGCUCUCUGAACCUGAAGUUGCAGAACUCUCACUUGCUUCGAUUCGAGUUUGUUAUACGUCUCCUGGUCCCCAGGGGGCGCUAAACACUACACACAACACGCUCAUAGCCCCUGCCUUCCCUCGCAGAGUCACUCGGCUCACCCUUUUAGGCUUCCAGCUGCUGUGCAUAUCAUUUUUUAGACUAUUCGCAUGUCGAAAAAGGAAAACGUGAAAUGGCCUGUACUGUUUUGCACAUAAGCUUGAGACUCUAUGCUGUUCUGUUCACGUUUGUGGACUGCUUUGCAACUUCAGGUUAUGAAAUCCAUCCAUAGGGGUCCAUGCUCUAGAAGUCACAUUAUCCCUCCAUGAGUGUCUGUACACUUGGUUCUGAUGCUGUUUAUGUUGUCUUAUCAUCAUGCCAUGUGACUUUAAAGACUUUUUUGAAUUGAUUGUGGUUUGCUAAGAUCACCUGACCAUCUAUAGGCAGGGAUUUGAAUGAAAUGACUUGAUGAAUGCAGUUCCAUGCUGUUUUGGGGUCCAUUUUGUGGUAGAAUCUGUUUUUGGGUAUGUAGUUUUGUUUUAUUUUUUCCAGUAUAACCUGUAAAUACUAACGCAGAUCAUUGAUGAGGGAUGACUCGAACGCUUAGCUCGUCUUCAUCCAGAUGCACGUACACGCAACUCACAUAGUUACAGUAAGCACAUGGACACAUUGUGCUCCCUUUAAAGCUUAUCUGUGUGACUGUCAUACAUCGGAACACCGUUGUUGACCGUGUUAUUAUGUAGAUCCUGUGUGUGAAUUGUGAUGCCUAGGGGGGUUUAACGUUCCCCCUUUUAUUCUGUGCUAAGCCAUUUCUCGUGACAUUUUACCUUUUCAAGUUGGGCUAACGUUGCACCCAACUCUGUGUUCAAAAAAGGGAGGAAAGAGAGUACUCCUACCCUAAAAGGCAUCUUGUUAGUGAGUUCAAACCGUCUGGCACUGUGAUGUCUGCCAUACCUUCAUACUGCGCUCUUUGUUGCCCCCUGCUGCAGUGUGUCUUAUAACAGUGUGUUCAGCCCUAGUCUCUGGUCACUUCUAUCACUCAUAGUGUGUCGUCUCAGAUACGCGAGUGUCCUUGUUUAAAAAAAAAAAAGUGCAGUUUAGUCAGUCAAACAUGCAUUAAAAAGUAAAUGGUUAAGAAAUGUUUCCAGAUGCAGGAGAUUGUAGUUCUUGUAUUUCUUAUGACUGUUAAAUGGACGCCUUUGUAUGCGAAGUGAAUAAUUUCUGAACUAAAAAACUCCCACAUCCGAACCAUAUAUGCAGUUGAGCAGAAGGAAAAUAUGCAUGUGUAACUUUCUGGUAAUAAUUUUCACUGUCUGUGUUACAUAAAAUUGAAUUAUGUGUAUAUUACCUGCAUCUUCAAGGUAAAUGAAAUGUGGCUCUGAGAUAUGGUUUCCAAUGCUAAAAUCACAUGCUAAUUUUGUAAAGAAAUGGACUAAAAGAGAUUAACAAAGCUUUAGCUCAUUCUUGUCAGUUUUUUGCAUUGUAACCAUAUAUGAUGGGACUGCAUAUGCUUAUACUCUGAGGUUUAAUUGGAUGCUGGAUUUUUGCAUGACCAUACAAUUAAUAAAACUAUGAAUUUAAAUCUA
Messenger RNA from Labeo rohita (rohu), 4694 nucleotides. RefSeq names its product calcium/calmodulin-dependent protein kinase (CaM kinase) II gamma 2 (gene camk2g2). Gene Ontology annotation, molecular function: ATP binding; calmodulin binding; calcium/calmodulin-dependent protein kinase activity. The coding region runs from base 194 to 2062 and encodes 622 amino acids. The record is from RefSeq and is a predicted model, not a curated record. NCBI's taxonomy places the organism in Eukaryota, Metazoa, Chordata, Actinopteri, Cypriniformes, Cyprinidae. Gene Ontology annotation, biological process: protein phosphorylation. The transcript has 23 exons. Gene Ontology annotation, cellular component: cytoplasm; neuron projection.